UAUUCGAAUGAUAGAUUUGACAUUUAGUGUGAUAUCCGCAUGGUAGUGUUUAUGUUUACACCGCAAAACUGAAAUUGAAUUACAUAAAAUUUGUGCAAUCAAUUUACGAAAUGGAAACUGUACGAACGACACCUGGAUUUUGUUCAGAUUGUGGAUCUAUUCUGCCUCUUCUCCGAUCAACCGGUGAUGUUGUUUGUUAUACUUGCAAGAAAUCGUGUCAACCUGAAGAUUAUGGCUCAAUGGAAAUAGAGUACACAAUUGAUUUCAACAUAAACAAAAGGGAAAACAAAAAGAAUGAACCGGUGAAUGAAACCAAUAAACCGGAAAUCGAACGCAAAUGUCCCAAAUGCGGUGAAAAUAAAAUGUCUUAUGCCACUCUACAGUUACGUUCGGCUGAUGAAGGUCAAACAGUUUUCUAUACAUGUACCACUUGCGGAUUCAAUGAAACCGAAAACUCAUAAACAUGGAGCUGAAAAUGUAAAUUUGAUCGGUGGAAAAGCCAAGUAGCAGUUCGACUAACUUGUGUUUCCAUUGUACUUCAUGAAAUGGAUAUUGAAUGUGAUUAUUAUCGGUGAAAGAAUACAGUAAAUACGGCAAUAAAUAAGAAGAUUUUCUACUUA
This is a messenger RNA of Bradysia coprophila, 620 nucleotides long. It is a transcript of the gene Polr1H, whose product is annotated as RNA polymerase I subunit RpI12. The record is from RefSeq and is a predicted model, not a curated record. Gene Ontology annotation, cellular component: RNA polymerase I complex. Lineage: Eukaryota; Metazoa; Arthropoda; Insecta; Diptera; Sciaridae. Gene Ontology annotation, molecular function: nucleic acid binding; zinc ion binding. Gene Ontology annotation, biological process: DNA-templated transcription; termination of RNA polymerase I transcription.